Lodderomyces parapsilosis is the source of this 552-nucleotide messenger RNA. RefSeq names its product snoRNA-binding rRNA-processing protein. Gene Ontology annotation, cellular component: Mpp10 complex; small ribosomal subunit; small-subunit processome. The transcript has a single exon. Gene Ontology annotation, molecular function: snoRNA binding; rRNA binding; structural constituent of ribosome. The record is from RefSeq and is a predicted model, not a curated record. Gene Ontology annotation, biological process: rRNA processing. Bases 1 to 552 code for a protein of 183 amino acids. Lineage: Eukaryota; Fungi; Ascomycota; Pichiomycetes; Serinales; Debaryomycetaceae.
AUGGUCAGGGCAUUAAAACAUCAUGAAAAGAAGCUUUUAAAGAAAGUCGACUUCCUUGACUGGAAGCAAGAUCAAGGACAUCGAGAUACCCAGGUGAUGAGAACAUACCAUAUUCAAAAUAGAGAAGAUUACCAUAAAUACAAUAAGAUAUGCGGUGACAUAAGGAAGCUCGCCCACAAGCUAUCACUACUCAAACCAACAGAUCCGUUUCGUAUAAAACACGAGCAAUUGUUACUCGAAAAGCUAUAUAAUAUGGGGGUUUUAGCCACCAAAUCCAAAAUCAGUGAUUUAGAAAACAAAGUUACCGUUAGUGCCCUUUGUCGAAGAAGAAUUGGAGUUGUUAUGUGUAGGUUGAAAAUGGCGGAGACUUUGGGAGAUGCCGUCAAGUUUGUUGAACAAGGUCAUGUUAGAGUUGGCCCCAAUGUGAUUACUGAUCCCGCUUACCUUGUAACUAGAAACCUCGAGGAUUAUUUGACUUGGGUAGAUGGUUCAAAGAUUAAGAGAAAUUUGCUUAAAUAUAGAAACAAGAUUGACGAUUAUGAGCUAUCAUAA